This is a messenger RNA of Enhydra lutris kenyoni (northern sea otter), 3423 nucleotides long. RefSeq names its product chromosome unknown C3orf38 homolog. The record is from RefSeq and is a predicted model, not a curated record. The transcript is spliced from 3 exons. NCBI's taxonomy places the organism in Eukaryota, Metazoa, Chordata, Mammalia, Carnivora, Mustelidae. Bases 365 to 1411 code for a protein of 348 amino acids.
GCAGCCCUCCCAGGCGCGUUUUGGGAGGCCGGGCUCCCGAGAGUUCAGGGGCUCACUUUCCGGAACCAGGUCCCUUGUGGGAGAUCGCUGUUCUCGUUGCAAACGCAGUACUUCCCAAAAGUGAGAUCGGUUGGAUUCCCCUCCGUCCUGUCCAGCCCGGAACGACAAGCCGGAGCACCGCGUUUCCUGAUUGACCUUGUUGGCAAUCACUUCCGCCCAGGGGUUUGGAAUACCCGAGGCCCUUUGGCUGCGAACAACAGGAAAGGCACUUCCGGUGUAUGUUGCCUAGGCGCCGGCUUGGUGGGCCAGCGGGGCGACAUAAGUGGGUCGUCCUCUCCUCCCCACCCCCCUUUUGGGGUUCGAGAUGUCGGGGCUCAGCGCUCCGGAGACGGAGGGCUGUCGUAACCUGCUCGGCCUACUAGACAACGAUGAUAUCAUGGCCCUGUGCGACACUAUCACUAACCGCCUGGUGCAGCCUGAGAACCGCCAAGAUGCCAUUCGUGCAAUAUUAGUGUACAGUCAAAAUGUAGAAGAACUUUUGAGGCGUAAGAAAGUCCACCGAGAAGUCAUAUUUAAGUACUUGGCAAUGCAGGGGGUUAUUGUACCUCCAGCUACUGAAAAGCACAAUCUUAUUCAGCAUGCAAAGGAUUAUUGGAAAAAGCAGUCACAUCUGAAAUUGAAGGAGACACCAGAGCCAGUUAAGACAGAGGACAUUAGACUAUUUCAACAGCAGGAAAAAGAAGAUAAAAAAGCUGAAAAAGUUGAUUUUCGUCGAUUAGGAGAAGAAUUUUGUCACUGGUUCUUUGAACUUCUUAAUUCUCAGAAUCCUUUUCUGGGUCCACCUCAAGAUGAAUGGGGGCCACAGCACUUCUGGCACGAUGUCAAGCUUAGGUUUUAUUACAACACCUCUGAACAAAACGUGAUAGACUACUAUGGAGCAGAAAUUGUGAGCCUUCGUCUGCUGUCACUAGUGAAAGAAGAGUAUCUUUUUCUCAGUCCCAACCUAGAUUCCCAUGGACUGAAAUGUGCUUCUUCUCCCCAUGGUCUGGUUAUGGUUGGAGUUGCUGGGACUGUCCACCGAGGGAACACUUGUUUGGGCAUUUUUGAACAAAUUUUUGGACUUAUACGCUGCCCUUUUGUGGAAAAUACAUGGAAAAUCAAAUUUAUCAACUUGAGAAUUAUUGGAGAGGGUUCUCUUGCUCCUGGAACAUCAAUGAAACCAGCUGUUACAUUUGAACCUAGUGAUCUAGAGGCCUUUUAUAACGUAAUUAGUUUAUGUAGUACAAACGAAGUACAGCUUAAUGUAAGGCAGACAUUGGAUAGUGGAACUGGAGACCAGGCUUUAAGCAGUGGAGAUGAGGCAUUGUUGAACAAAAGAGAACUGAAUUUACCCAACCUUCUAAAGCACUGAACAUUGUAUGUCAGUCUCAAAAACUUUCUAUACGAAAACUCCUUUAAAUACCCCAUCAGUAAUGUCUAAGUGAUUUCAGGUGUGAGGAUUGACAUUUUAGUUGAAAUAUCUGUCUUGAUAACAGACUGACAUACUAUGUGAAUACUUGACUCUUUCUACCUGAGUUGCAGCAAAUGUUCUAAGAACCAGUGCAGUUCAUCAAAUAAAUCCCUUUUAGAUGGUAUAACUAACGGUGUGCCUUAGAAACCAGGUAAUACUUUCAUUUUACUUAGUGGAUAUUCUGCUAAUAUUUGUACUUUUCAUGUGGGAAAGGUUUAAUGUAAACUCAAAGUUACCAUUUUAGAAAACUUGAGUGACAUUCUCACGCAAAAAGUCCAAUAAUUUAGCAGGUGGAGAAAAAUAUACUUCGCCUUUUUAAAAUUUGAGGAACAUUUUUCAGUUAUCUAUUAGUAGACCAAGCUAAAUAUCUUAAAAUCUGCAACAUUUUCUGAACUCUUUUGGGCAAUGAUAAAUGCUAUUCUCUAAACAGACCUAAUUCUUAUCUAAGGCUUCAGCUAACAUUUUUAUAGAACAUUUAUUGUAAUACUAUAUAAAGGAAACAUACCAUUGAAAUUUUUUAAAAGGUAUGCCCAGUAUGAAUUACUAUUUUCCUCUUGAUUGAUCUUGGAAGAGGUGACCAAAACCACCCCCAUCCAAAACAAAAAACACACACACAAAUUUAUAAUGUGGGCAUAUCUGUAUACAGAUAUAGAUAUACUCCUACAUCAUAAAUUAAAAUUAGGAUUUUUUGCCUCUAAAUUGUUCUACUAGGUUUGACUUAAAAGGUUAAGUUGCUUUAGGGUUUAAAUUCUUCGUCACUUGGCAACUACUUGCUGAUCUGGGACUUAGUAAUUUUAAUUUUAAAAAAUGCCAUAUAGAAAAAAUUCAGCAGGGAAUUGUGAUGAUGUGUUGUACAUGUUAUUUUACCUUUAACUCUUCUUGUGAUCAUCUAGGAUAACAAGAAUUUUGGAAGCAGGGGGAAAAAACUCAUCAUUUUUGGUUUUUUAAUGCCAUACCUUUUACGAGGAGUACAAAUUGAUACAUCCUAAAAUAAGAACUUAAUAAAGGAGGGAAAUUCCUACUGUCUGCUAUAAGAAUAGUAUAUUGUUUAGAUUUAAAACCAGAUUAUCAUUUUCACCUUUAAGUAGAGUAUCAUUAUAACAUGUACUCAAUAAAUAUCAGUAAAGGAUAAAAUUAAAAACUAUUCCCAUCUGUAUUCUUUGUGGUAUUAAUGACAAGUACUGCAGAAAUAUUACUACAGAUAGAUGCUCAGGAUGGGCAGAAGUUGCCUCUAGCUAUCUUCAGUAUGGACUUUUUGAAUUCGUGUAAUGCUCAAGUAAGGCUGCAAUCUUCGCAUGUUCUUUUAAUCAACAUUAGAAAUUUGAAAUCUUACUGAUAGAACCUCUCGAGAAUUGGAACUAUGUUUUACUUUCUGUGAAUCCCCACAGCUGGACAACACAGUAGGACCUAAUGUUUAACUGGAUGAAAGAAUGAGCAAAAGAAAUUUACAUACUGUAUAAAAGACUUUACUGCAUCUAGAUUUUGUCUUUGGUUCUUAUCAGUGAUGGGUUGGUUUGUUUGAUCAUUUCAUCCAUUUGAAUUUCAUAUGUGGAUACACAGAAACUUUGAGGCUCCAAGCCAACAGAUAUAACCUUCUUUUAAAAUUUACUAAAUUUAAAAAGCCCACGGGUGAGAAUGGGAUAAACUGAAAGGCUAUAAAUUAUAGGAGAAGUAUAUAUUUUUAUGCUCAGAGAAAGAAGACCUGGAAGAAUUGAAAUUUAUUCAUGAAGUUUAAAGCUUGUUCAAGCCUUUGAGAAGGUUCAGAAGCACACUGCAGAUUGAACUCUGCUUUUCUACCGUCCCUUUGUUUUUUAUAUGUUAGAGAAUGGCAGAGACCCCAGCUUUAGGUCCCUUUAGCUUCAUUUCACCCUCAAGUGAUUUUUUUUUUUUAAACAUUUUAUUUAUUUAUUUGA